GGUCAGAUCUCUGCUACGGUCUCUGCCACGACCGAUGCACUGACUUGUCCUCCUUUCCCAUCAUCCCCGUUGGCUAUCUCGGCCUACAAGACGAUUUACGGUCUUUAUUUGGCUCACCACAGGGUUCACGAUCCCGUAACGAUCUAGGUGCCUCAUCUGCAUGCCCGUUUCUACGCGUCCAUAAUAUCACUCUAGAAGGCGUUGCUAUAGCCUCUAGCGAAGAUGGCUUCUGCCUCUGUGACUUCAGAGGACCUGACCGUUGAACCUGACCUACAGCCAUUAUACCCGACACCACCGCAAGUAUCUCACCUCCUCUCGCCUUCCGUUGGCCUCUCUCCGCAGCAGAGGACAGACCUCGUUUCACACUGCUUGACACGCGCCUGCCAGUUUGGCGACCUGCAGCUGCUCUCACAUUUGCUCACCGAUCCCAAUGCGGGCCCGUACGUGGACCUCGGGAAGCAGGAUGAGGACGGUCUCGGACUCAUUAGCACCAUAAUUCUUGGAUUUGGGUUUGAGGUCGAGCGGGACAUUGAGCGGGAGGAGUGCAUCAGGCUGCUGAUCUCUGAAGGUUGUGAUGUCAACACUGCGGACAAAGCUGGUUGGAGUCCACUCCAUUAUGCCGCACUUCUGUCUCCCCCAACUCUGGUGUCUCACCUUCUUACACACGGCGCAUCACCGUUUUCGAUUACCAUGCGGAAACUGACACCCUUGGAUAUCGUUACCGCACAUUCUACAAUUCCUGGACGAGAGCAUGUUGCUCUCUUCUUGGAGGAAGCGAUGCGCGGCGAAGGGUGGAAAGGAGGUAGAAUGGAGGAGCAACGUCGUUUGUCAGAACAGCGCACACGCCUUAUAGACAAGCGAAAGAGCUUGCAGGACGACGUGGAGAAAAUCUUGGGCAUUAGUCGAAGGUGGUGGGGUGAUCAAGGCUUGGGCCCCUUCACCGACUUAUUCGAGGAGGAAGAUGAAGACGACAGUUUCAGUGAUACCCCUUUCACUCCUCCAAUGGAUUAUACCUCCAUGCUGGUCUUCUCUCCGCUAGCGCUGCCGGACAUCUUCCAGUCACUCAUCACAGACUUCAAGCCAUCACUGCGCAAUACAGAGCCGGCUAAUGCACUUUACAUGCUAGCACGAUUUGCCUGUCUCAAUUGCGAUCACAAUUGGCUUGACGACCUGAUCAUUGGAGCAACAGACGCGAUUGAAGAGACGUUUUUUAAUUGCUCGGAAGACGCAACUGCACUUAUUUUCUGGCUCUAUAACACCACUGUUUGGUUACAUCUAAUGCGAUGCGACAAGGAUCUUAACCAGGCAUGCGAGAUACUGGGAUCCUUCACGUUAAUCGAAGAGAUCCUCAAUUCAGUCUUUGUGUUCAUCAUCCGACUGGCUGAACGAAAGAUCGAUCAACUGCUAGAUGCGGCGCUAUUGGAUUACACACCGCUCUCGACCGAGUUCGAAUCCAUUCAGUUCGAAUCAGAGUGGUCUUUCCUGCGCUCGUUUGCUGGUGGCAAGAAAAAAGCGGCGGCUAACGGCACCUCCGUGCGUAACAGCGCACCUGCGGCGCCGAGAUCUCCCAGCAGACCGUCUUCUCCUGGACCUCCAAACUCCGCGUCACCCACAAACCAGCGCGGCUUCGCGUCGAUACGCCAGACACUCACCCGAGCCCGUGCCCCGUCCGCCGCUGCCACACCCCUGCACUCGCUAUUCACGGAUACGACUCCUCCGACCCCGCCACCACCCUCGCCGAAAGACAUCACCGCGUUCAUCACUGCCCUGCAUACCCUUCUGGCACUCUCCGGCAUUAAUCCUGCGCUGGUCGUUCAGCUGUGGUCGCAAGUCAUGUAUUGGACAGCAUGCGAGACUUUCAAUCGUGUGCUGACGCGCAAAAAGUACAUCUGCCGGUCGAGAGCCGUCCAGAUCAGCAUGAAUCUCAGUGUCUUGGAGGAAUGGAUCGGCGAGAUGCAGCUUCCGCGGGGUAUAGGGUCACAUUUUGCUCCCGUCAAGGACCUUCUGACGUGGUUGCAGAGUCUUUCAUCUAUAACCGAAUUCCCUAACCUCAUCGCAACCAUUCAGACCCUACGAAAUCUGAACCCGCUCCAGAUGCGUCGCGCCGUACGAGACUAUCGAUACGAAGUCAACGAACCGCGCAUGACAGAGGAGUGCAACCAGUACCUUGCGCAAAUGCAAAAGGACUGGGAAAGACAUCGGGUCAAGCUCGGGGUGGAAGCACUUCGCAAGGAGAUUGGGGAGCGUGAACGCGAUCGUGAUGACGCUGUCAGCCUGUCUCCUUCAUUACACGAGGAUUCCGCUCGACCAAGCAGUUCAAGUGCAUCAUCAACACACUCUCAGGAGAUGUCCGCGAUUCAGCGUAACAUCGAUGCUCUGUUCGACCGUACAUGGGAGAAGUCACUCUGGGAGCCUGCCAAGGCUCCUGAACCUCUGGGCGAGCUUCUGGACUCUAGGUACAUGCUGCCGCUACUGCUCCCGUCUGACCCGAUGAUGCUCGGCGCGCUCCCAGCGAGUCGAUCGACGUCAGAGCAGGAAACUCUUGCCAACCCGCGCCUCAGUCAAGACUCAACGGCUAGUAAGGCAAGUUUUGGAUCGCGCGGCGCUCUGGGCUGGCAUCUGAAGGCCAAGAAGCUGCGCGAGGUCGGCAUCAGCAUGCUCCAAUCCAUUGACGGAUCGAGAGCCUCAGUGCGAUGGACGAGACCUGUGGAGAUGGACGAAGAAGAGGACUGGGAGCAACCACCACCAUACACCACGGACGAUAUGUUGCCUGAGGAUGGUGAAGUAGUGGUGGAAACGCGCUUUACACCUCUUACGCGCAGUCGCUCCGGGCGCAACAGAGGAAAGGCGAACAGCGCGAUCGAGGAGAUCGCGACGCCGUUAGAGGAGGAAUGAGGUACGUAUGGGACUGUGAAUGUUGUCGAGGGUCGUUGUAUUAGGAUGUCUAGCUGUGUUGCUGUGGGUCGGCUCGUAAUGUGCUAUCUCAAUGCAUUUUGUAUAUUUAUCCAUACCCAUAUACAUUUCAAUAAUUCAUACAAUGGAGCGGUC
Laetiporus sulphureus 93-53 is the source of this 3048-nucleotide messenger RNA. RefSeq lists its product as uncharacterized. Gene Ontology annotation, molecular function: GTPase binding. Bases 223 to 2895 code for a protein of 890 amino acids. The record is from RefSeq and is a predicted model, not a curated record. The transcript has 11 exons. NCBI's taxonomy places the organism in Eukaryota, Fungi, Basidiomycota, Agaricomycetes, Polyporales, Laetiporaceae.